Alosa alosa (allis shad) is the source of this 1260-nucleotide messenger RNA. It is a transcript of the gene rcan2, whose product is annotated as regulator of calcineurin 2. The coding region runs from base 311 to 1024 and encodes 237 amino acids. The record is from RefSeq and is a predicted model, not a curated record. Lineage: Eukaryota; Metazoa; Chordata; Actinopteri; Clupeiformes; Clupeidae. Gene Ontology annotation, molecular function: nucleic acid binding; calcium-dependent protein serine/threonine phosphatase regulator activity. Gene Ontology annotation, cellular component: nucleus; cytoplasm. The transcript has 5 exons. Gene Ontology annotation, biological process: calcium-mediated signaling.
GACAACAUCCAACUGCUGCUGGAAGCUCUGACGUAGGCUACCUCUGCUAAUUUGCGGCUUUUUUUAGACUCCGCUCCGAGAACGCCAUUGGUCAGAGAAUGCCCCCUGUAGACCGCGCCGUAUUUCAUUACUGGGUAACGCAAACAUCUUUUGAAUGCCGGAAGGCAGCCAUUGGUGAUUCAAACUGUCUGCAAUAACGUCAGGAGAUUAGUGAAUCGCAGCUGGAAUGCGAGGUUGAUUCACAAAGGGAAGUGAGGAGGCAGAGCGACCGCGGAAGAUACGCAUCGGACAGCUUACAUCCCGAACAGCCAUGAAAGGAGAGCAUUUAUUUAACAACCUGCGGGGCUCACCAUUCAUCCAAAGGGUGUAUCGGCUGGGCGGCGAGGAGCUGGUGGUGCUUCAGGCCUCGGUGGAGCCGGCGCUGGGGGACAGCUUCCACCAGAUCACCGACUUCAACGACCUCCCCACCUCACUGUUUGCCUGCAAUGUGGACCAGAGCGUGUUUGAGGAGCAGGAUGGCAAGGAGAUGUUCGAGGUCCUGUUCUUGGCGUACGACGAGCUUGCCACCUUCCAGCUGUUCAAGAGUUUCCGGCGCGUGCGCAUCAACUUCAGCAACCCCAAAGCAGCGGCCAGCGCCAGAAUAGAGCUCCAUGAAACGCCAUUCAGGGGCAAGAAGCUCAAGCUCUACUUCGCCCAGGUCCAGAACCCCUCCUCCGACGGUGACAACCUUCACUUGGCUCCGCCCCAGCCCUCCAAGCAGUUCCUCAUCUCCCCGCCCGGCUCACCUCCCAUUGGCUGGCAACAGAUUGACGAGACCACCCCUGUCAUCAACUACGACCUCCUGUACGCCGUCGCCAAACUGGGCCCAGGAGAGAAGUUUGAGCUGCAUGCCGGCACAGAGUCCACCCCCAGUGUGGUCGUCCACGUGUGCGACAGCGACAUAGAAGAGGAGGAGGAACCAAAGAACUGCCCCAAGCCAAAAAUCAUCCAGACCCGGCGCCCGGACCUGCCCGUCUCCCACUGAACUCUCACCCACCCACCGCCACCCAUCAUCCCCUCACCCCUGCAACAUCCACCCCCUCACCCCUGCAACAUCCACCCUCUCUACCACCCCCCCCCCCCACUACCACCCAUCACCCUCUCACCGCUGCAACAUCCACCCUCUCUACCCCCCAUCACCCCCUCACCGCCACCAAGCCAGCACAUCUCUCCUCAGGCACUCACCGUGGGAGGAAUCAACAGAUCUUCAUCACCAACCCA